Molecule: messenger RNA, 3982 nt
Organism: Choloepus didactylus (southern two-toed sloth)
Lineage: Eukaryota; Metazoa; Chordata; Mammalia; Pilosa; Megalonychidae
Gene: SLC38A3
Product: solute carrier family 38 member 3
Exons: 16
Coding region: 1207-2721 (504 amino acids)
Biological process (GO): asparagine transport; histidine transport; L-glutamine transport
Molecular function (GO): L-glutamine transmembrane transporter activity; L-histidine transmembrane transporter activity; L-asparagine transmembrane transporter activity
Source: RefSeq, a predicted model, not a curated record
GGUCCUGCUGGGAGACCGGGGAACCUGGAGCCAGGAACUCAGGCACCUCCCAGCAGCCCAGGCCAUGGGCUGUGGUCUCCCUGGAGGCAAUGCCUGGCUGCUAGGGAAGGAUAUUAAGGCAGAGAAGAGUACUUUGUCCAGGCUGCCGACUCAGCACACUCCGAGGGCCUGUCCCAGCCUGCCCAGGGCAGGGGGCCAGGCAAGGGCAACCCCAGGUUGAGUGCCAGCCUGACUCUGGAGACUGGGCACUGGCAUCUCCACACCAGAUGGGAUUCUCAGAGGGAUGCUGAUGGUGAGUCUUAGGGCAGGGGCGUGAGGAUAGGCUGAACUUGGGAGCCCUGGUCAAGGGGAAGAAGGCUUGGAAGAGAUGUUAACACCCUCAUGGUCCUGAGUGUGUGGGGCUGGCAGGAAAAGAGGCCUCAGAUGGAGGCAUCAGAGGAAGGAGGUUGAGAUGGACGAAGGGUGCCAGGUAUGGGGUCCCCAGGGCCAGGAUGCCUGGGGACUGCCUGGGGCGGUGUGUGUCGUGUGUGUGGAGUGUCUGGUCAGUGUUGUGUGGCUGCUGCCUGAGGACAUCUGGGCCUGGGACAGCGUGGCCCAGCCUCCCCUACCUACCUUACAUCCACCUGCUAGUGCCAAGUUUGUGAACGCUGGUGCUCCAGAGUCAAGAGCAGACCUGAGAUCGUCAGGGUCAGGAGUAGGGAUGGGGGACAGUGGGCAGGACUGGGGACUCCCGAGAGGAAGGGGCUCCAUGGCCUCAGGACCAGGCUCUGGCUGACCUGCCUGGCAGUGCCGCCCCCUUCCUGGUUUCCACUCUGGCCUUGGCUCUCCUGCUGGCAGGUCUGGCUUCAGGAUGUCCUCACAGAGCCUGGGCGCUCUGUGUCUGGGCACCUUCUGGGCAUGGGGUAGGCGGCACCUGGCCCCAGUGAUGGGAAAGGGGCCAGUGAGUUGUCUGGGCAGCGUGUGUGUGUGUAUGUGUGUGUGUUGGGGUGGGGGGUGCAGCCAGUUUCUUCAAGACCCAGCAGAGCCAAGGCCUGAGAGUGGGGAAGGAGAGACCGAUCCUGUGAACCAGGCCCCUCUCCAGCUGGCCAAGACCCUAACCUCCUUGCCCGAGGCUCCAGGAAACGGAGGAUCUGCUCAGAGGGUCCACUUCUGGAGACUCCUGACUGUGUUGGUGUGAGAGCUAGUGCUCCUGGCGCUGUCUGAGCUAUGGAGACACCUCUGCAGACGGAGAUGGUGGAGCUGGUGCCCAAUGGCAAACACUUGGAGGGGCUGCUCCCAGCUGCCAUGCCCAUGGUGGGCAACCAGAGGGUCGAGGGCCCCAGACAGAGCUGUGUUGAGGGUGAGGGCUUCCUACAGAAAAGCCCCAGCAAGGAGCCACACUUCACUGACUUCGAGGGGAAGACAUCGUUUGGGAUGUCAGUGUUCAAUCUCAGCAACGCCAUCAUGGGCAGUGGUAUCCUGGGGCUCGCUUACGCCAUGGCCAACACGGGUGUCAUCCUUUUCCUGUUCCUGUUGACGGCCGUGGCCCUGCUCUCCAGCUACUCCAUCCACCUGCUGCUUAAGUCCUCAGGGAUCGUGGGCAUCCGUGCCUAUGAACAGCUGGGCUACCGUGCCUUUGGGACCCCGGGAAAGCUGGCAGCGGCCCUGGCCAUCACACUGCAGAACAUUGGAGCCAUGUCCAGCUACCUGUACAUCAUCAAGUCGGAGCUACCCCUUGUCAUACAGACCUUCCUGAACCUGGAGAAUAAAACUUUGGACUGGUACAUGAAUGGGAACUACCUGGUGAUCCUGGUCUCCAUCACCAUCAUUCUGCCCCUGGCACUGAUGCGGCAGCUCGGCUACCUGGGCUACUCCAGCGGCUUCUCUCUCAGCUGCAUGAUGUUCUUCCUCAUUGCCGUCAUCUACAAAAAGUUCCAAGUGCCCUGCCCGCUGCCCACCGACUUCACCAACGUCACGGGCAACUCCAGCCGUGUGGAGGUCAUCAAGGGGGAGGUGCAGCUGCAGAUGGAAACUGAGGCUGCAGCCUUCUGCACGCCGAGCUACUUCACACUCAACACACAGACAGCGUACACCAUCCCCAUCAUGGCGUUUGCCUUCGUCUGCCACCCUGAGGUGCUGCCCAUCUACACAGAGCUCAAGGACCCCUCAAAGCAGAAGAUGCAACACAUCUCCAACCUGUCCAUCGCCGUCAUGUAUGUCAUGUACUUCCUGGCUGCCCUCUUCGGCUACCUCACCUUCUACGAUGGGGUGGAGGCAGAGCUGCUGCAUACCUACAGCAAGGUGGACCCGUUCAAUGUGCUGAUCCUGUGUGUGCGCGUGGCUGUGCUGACAGCAGUUACGCUCACAGUGCCAAUCGUUCUGUUCCCGGUGCGCCGUGCCAUCCAGCAGAUGCUGUUUCAGAACCAGGAGUUCAGCUGGCUACGGCACACACUUAUUGCUUUGGGCCUGCUGACUUGUAUCAACCUGCUGGUCAUCUUUGCCCCCAACAUCCUGGGCAUAUUUGGGGUCAUUGGUGCCACAUCUGCCCCGUGCCUCAUCUUCAUCUUCCCUGCUAUCUUCUACUUCCGCAUCGUGCCCACCGAGAAGGAGCCAGUACGGUCCACCCCCAAAAUCCUGGCCCUUUGCUUCGCCAUGCUUGGCCUCUUGCUGAUGACCAUGAGUUUGAGCUUCAUCAUCAUUGACUGGGUCUCGGGAACCAGCCAGCAAGGAGGGAGCCACUAGGGUACCCUGUCCUGCCCUGCCUCCUCGUCUUAGCACCCCUGCCCAGACCAUCCAGCCCCUGCUUCCAUCCACUGGCCAGUCGAGGGGCAGGAUGAGGAUGUGAUCAACACCAUGGCAUUUAGCCCUGCCUUUGUGCCCUCUGUGGAAGGUCUUUUGUUAAAGAGCCAGAACCAAGCCCUUGGGACACCACUCUGCUGGGCUCUGAAGCUGCAGGGGCAUCUUGAGCUGGGGGUAGGGCAGAGCUGCACCCCCUGCCCCCUUUUAUCACCUCAGGUCCUGCCCAAGCCCCUCAUCCUACCUUGCACAGAUGCAUACACCACGGGCCAGCAGCCAUCUCCUGAGGUCAUCCAGCCUGUAGGGGCACACAGAGCUGGACCCAGCCAGACCUACAGUCUUCCCCCAAGCCCCUUUCAGACACUGGGACUUGGGCCUUGGACACCCAUGCCCCCUUCUCCCAUCCCCUCCACCAGGAGACCCUCCACCCCACAGCUGGAGCCAGCAGGACCUGCUGAGGGUGGGGCCAGUGUGGGCUCCCCUAAGGGACCCCUGACCUAUUCCUUCACCAGUCCCGGGGAGGCUGGGACUUCCCCACUCCCCACCCCACCCCCAGCCUGAGCCCUGGGCCAUAGUUCACAUUCCACUCCAGGGAGAAGGGCGAAGUUGGGGCCCAGAGUGUUUCUGCACCUGGAGGCCAAAGACCCCAGGGGCCAGCCUAGGGUCGGGGUGGAGAGGCUGGCAGCCCCCUUUUAUAAAUAUUGUACGUAAGACCAGCUGUGUUUUAUAUUCUUGGGCUCUAGACCCCCUCGGUCCCUGGUAGGUAGGGUGGGAGCCUGGGCCUGGCUGGUGAUGGAGUCCCCUCUGUCCCCUUCCCUGGGAUGGGGGUGGGGACAGGGCAAGACCCCCACCCCACUCCAACCCCUGCCUCCCAAAUCAACCAGCAACACGCAGACCCAGCUUUGGGCCUGGGCCAAGCUCAGCACAGACCUGCUUUCUCACGGGUGAGGUGGGGAGGAAUUAAUGAGGCCCCAGGAAGUGGGACAGAGAGAGGCCUCCGGAAGGAGGCAACGUGAGGUGCAUCUCCAGCAGCCUUGGGGAGGAUCUGAGCUGGGGGCAGCUGAGCCCCGCAGAAGCUCUGGAAGGGACCCCUGCUCUCUCCUCUCCCCUACUCCCAGGCUGCCAUGUCAACUCUCUGUCAAAACCAGGGGUCCUGUGCCCUGUUGGGCUGAUCUUUUUAUUGAUAGUAAAAUCCACUGUGAAUAAA